UGCGCGUAUCCGUGACGCUGUGUCUGCAUCAGCGCACGGUUGCAGCGCGACACUUCAGAGACGGUUUUCCUCCGUUAUUUUAUCACAGAGGGUCUACCGUACGCGCCACAAUGGAGACUAAACCGGUCAUCACCUGCCUUAAAACCCUCCUCGUCGUUUACUCCUUCGUGUUUUGGAUAACAGGAGCCAUCCUGCUGGCAGUGGGAGUAUGGGGGAAGUUGAUGCUUGGCCCGUACAUCUCUCUGAUAGCCGACAACUCCACCAACGCCCCGUACGUCCUCAUCGGCACCGGCACCGUCAUCGUCGUUUUUGGCCUGUUCGGAUGCUUCGCCACCUGCAGAGGAAGCCCAUGGAUGCUGAAGCUGUAUGCCAUGUUCCUGUCCCUCGUCUUCCUCGCUGAGUUAGUGGCCGGGAUUUCUGGAUUUGUUUUUCGCCAUGAGAUAAAGGGAACCUUCCACAGGACAUACACUGACGCCGUGCUGAACUACAACGCUGAGGAUGAGGCGAGCCGUGCUGUUGAUAACUUGCAGCACAGGCUGCGUUGCUGUGGUGUGUAUAACUACACCAGUUGGUUUGGAAGUGUGUAUUACCCCUCCAACGGCAUUCCUGCCAGCUGCUGCUUCAACGCCUCCGACUGCAACCCGGAUGAACUCCGCAACACAACUCUGGCCCCCAGCAAGGUCUACCGCCAGGGCUGCUACGAGCUGGUCACUUCAUUCAUGGAAACCAACAUGGCCAUUAUCGCAGGGGUGACGUUCGGGAUUGCCUUCUCACAGCUGAUUGGCAUGUUGCUGGCCUGCUGUCUGUCCAGGAUCAUCACAGCCAAUCAGUAUGAGAUGGUUUAGCUGAUGUGGCGCGACAGGGAGAUGAAGAGACAAAGAGCCUUGACACGUGACGAGAGUUAAUUCCCGAAACACUAUCACACGUCCGGAUUGGAAUUUGCCUCCCUCCGUCUCUCUCUGCCUGUGAUCUUAAUCUAGUAUCUUAAUGUAUCUUACUGUAAAGCACCAUUCCUCAACUCACUGUUGUUGCAUCAAAGCGUUCUUUACCACACAUCCCACCGCUGCUUGAUGUAGAAGUUGCUCAUUAGCACAUAUCUAGGAUCAGUACAUCCCACAACAAGCAGGUACAUUCGAGUUGACGCGUUGUUGGUCUCAGAUCGGCGUUUUGGGUUAAAGUGAUUUUAUUCUCAGUUGACGGCAGCAUGCUCCACCGACCGUCUUCAGAGAACCACUGCACAUCUUUGUACAGAAUGACAUUACUAAAGCUUGAAAGUAAUACUUUAAUAGAUAUGUUUAGUUUUGCAUUUGACUUUGCUAUUGCUCUCCAUUGUAUAUUCCUAUAGCUGUGACAUUUUGUGAUCUGAUCAUGUGUACGGAGGAGGGUAUUUUAGGUUUAUAUGGAAAAUUAGGAAACUGACGAAUGAGAGGAAAGGAAGAAUUGUAUAAACGUGAUUUGAACUGUAAGACGAGGCACAUUGAUCAAUUAAGGCUUUAAUAUCAAACUCACACAGUAACUUUGAGUAUUGCUUAACUUUGCCCUACUGUACAUACACUUAUGAUACUUAAUGUAAUAACCAAUUAACCAAUUUGUUUUGGGGGCUCUAAGGAAUGUGUUUGUCGAAUGACACCAAAAAGUGAUGUUACAUUAUCUCUGACACUAAAUGGUGAUAACUUUUUAGGGACAACAGUAAACACUUCUGUCUUCUUUAAGGCAUGUGUAGUGUUGCACCCAGAUACAAAUGUACAGAUACUGUGAAAAAGAAAGAAGAGAAUUUGAGCGAUAAAUCCUGCCAACUUUUACAACUGAACGUGUGAUCCAACAAGCACUCAAUUUAAAGCAUACUGACUCCUUAUUAGUGUGUCAGUACUUAUAUUUCCCGGGUAAUGUAAAAGUAACUGACUACAUAUCAAAUUGUCAAGAUGUUUGCCUUAAAGAGCAACUUACCACCCAAUGAAAAUCUUGUUUUUUUGCGACCUCCAAUGAUUACAUUAACCCCCCUUGUUGCAGUGACAAGGAUGUUAGGCUGAAACAAAACACAGAUUUUGGAUGUUGGCGACCUUUUCAACCAAAUCAGUAAAACAGAUUUCCAGCCUGUUCUAUCAGAUCUUAUCCAUUUGUUUCUCCCGGUGGAAUAUAAUAACCAGCUGUGUGUUACAGUGAGAGAAGUCGACAUUAGAGACUUGCAGGACUACAACAGUGCUCAUCUAGUUUUUACAGUAUUCUAUGUAGUGCAUAGACAUGCCAUCAUCACCACCACCUGUAGAUAUGUAUUGGAAAUGUACUUUAUAUAAUGUAAUGUUUCUCAUUCUAAUAUGCUAAUCUGUAUCAAUGUUGUGUCACCGUUUUGAUUCCGCACUUUGUGCUGUUAAUCUGUAUUUGUUUAAUAGGAAACUCGCACUGGAAAAUAAUUGUGGCCAAUGUUUUGUUGAGAGUAACGUGCAACAUGUAGGUGUUUCAAUUUAGCUGUAUAUUUAUUAUAGUUUGGUUGGCAUUACGUUUACAGUUUCACCAAGUGGUUUUCUAUCUCUCUUUCAGGGUGUGUGUGUGUGAGUGUAUCUGAUUUUUGUUUCUUUACUUAACAGUCUCCUUAACCUUGACUGUGUGAUUUCCUCGUGUGUAUGAGUGUGAGAGAGAGAUUGUCUAUUUUUGUGGAUCCUGUUGUAUUUAACUUUGGUCAGUAUUUUGUUGUGGCUUUUCAAUCCUUAUUGCUUUUAAAGCUGUACAUUUAUUUAGUGAAUGUAUGUUUUCCAACACUAUGAAUUAACACUUCCUUUUUCCCUUCCCCAUACUGAUAUUUUCCUGUAAAUACUUAAUUGUAAUACCAUCCUGCUUACACAUGGGGUCACCAGACGCUCAAAAAAGAAUUGCACCAUGCUGUCUACAAUUGACUAAGUCACCAUCAGUGGUCUUAUUAUCAAUAAAUAUACAGAAUAACAA
This is a messenger RNA of Gymnodraco acuticeps, 2940 nucleotides long. RefSeq names its product tetraspanin 7b (gene tspan7). The record is from RefSeq and is a predicted model, not a curated record. Bases 111 to 845 code for a protein of 244 amino acids. Lineage: Eukaryota; Metazoa; Chordata; Actinopteri; Perciformes; Bathydraconidae. Gene Ontology annotation, cellular component: membrane. The transcript has 8 exons.